AUGCCAGCAUCUAUUUUAGAUCCUUUUGUGGUCACCAGUUUGCCACGGCUUCCUCCAAAUGCAGAUCUUGCCAAACUAUGCACUAUACCUAAAAUAGCUUCUUCCGGUGCAAACACUUUUGAUGUGGGUGUGAGUGGGUCGUUUAUAGGCUCCUUUGUUAUCAGACCUUCACCUAGAAUGAUAUGGUCAUAUGCACUUUCACCUCAGUGUAUUAUUCAUGCUUUGGAUGCACAUACUUUUGAGGAAAACGACGAUCAACCAGAGAGAAAAAUAUUUGCUGUGACUUUAACUGAGAGAAAGAAGCACAUUAUGAAGUUUAUUGAUUACGGAAAAUCAACGGAAGAGUCACAAUACAGUAAUCAGGACGACGUUACAUCAAUAUCCACUUUUACAGAAACAAGUGCAAAACUAGAGCCUCUGAAAGAGGUCAAGACCAGUGAAAUUAGACUCGAUGAUCAGAUAAUCGAUCUAUUGAUAUCAUCCAAUGGCUCUCGUGUGUUCACAAUAGAUUUUCGAGGACUUAUUUGUGUCUGGGCGUUUGAAAUGGAUGAGAACAAGAGUUCGGGAAAGCCGCUCUUCUCCUUGAAGACAUCGAAGUUUGCCAGCAAAUCGUCGCAUAUCGUCUUCCAUAAAUUCAUUGACCCUUCACAACUCAAUAUCAAGUCGAGUACUACGAUAGAAUCGGUUGUUUUGCUUGUUGAACUAAUGAAAACUGGACUUUGCUGCCAUAUUUGUGCCAUUAGUCAUGAAAACGUGUUAGAGAUAUCCACUUCUCUAAUAGAGAAAGAUCUAUCGAACAUGAAUAACCUCCACUUUGCUUACGAUCCUUCCGGAAAACUUCUUCUUUUAGAAAGCAAACCGGAUUUGAAGAUUCACUUGUAUUCGCUUCCUUAUACUGCUAAAAUCAAAACUGUUAAUAUUGGAAAAGAGGUGUUUGCCAAAGAACCAGAAGAUUCCACUGUUUCUUUACUUCCAGUGUCCACUAACAGGGUACUAAUUAGCAAAAACAGUACUCUGGCCUUGAUAGAUCUACAAUAUGAGGCUGUGAUUUCAUCCUUAGACUUGUAUACAAGAUCUAAAGAGGUGAAUGGUAAUGCCAAACCACCAAGAUCCAUCACUCUACUUCAGUGUCCCCUAGUUAAAGGAAAUUCUCUAAAGACUAGAGAGUCAUUUGUAUUACUUCUACUAAAGAAUAGUAAGGAUGAUCAUGCUGUUAUGGAUCAUGUGACGUUGGACGUUGGAUUGGGUAAACUUAGAGACGUUUUAGGAAAGGGAUUACAUAAUGAAAUAGAACAAUCGUUUGUGGGACUUCCUCUAUUGGUGACGAAACCAGAAUUUAAGUCCAGUGUGAAAGAAUCAGCGACAUUGUUUGAUAGAUUUAAAGAAGCCAGCAGUAAGAUGAGUCAAACUUAUGAUAAAUUGAAGAAAUUACAUAAGGGAAAGAAGUUUGACGAGCUAGAAAGCAACAUUGUCUCAUUUUUGAAGAUGGAUAAGGCAGACGACAUCGAGAUUUCGGAAAAUUUAAAGGUAUUUGAAGUGGAUAAGGAUCGAAUUGUUGAUCCUUGGUUUAUUAAAAAAGCAACUCUUCUUCUUUUUGAUCAAAACUUUAACGGCACAAUUCAAUUUUUUGAAUCAUUUGUUCCAGAAAGAGCUCUGACCUACCUUCUUACCCAUCCUCUCUUUCCCAAAGAAGUGACACCGGGACUUCUUAAUGCGCUUGAAACGUCUCCUCGGUUGAUGAGACAAGCUAUAGUGACAUGUCCAAACAUCCCGUGCUCGGAUUUAAUUGAACAGUUGAGUCUAGUAGAAAGUGAGGAUAUUUUUAAAGAUAUAGUGGCUCGAUUGAUCGAUGAGUUUUCUUCGGAGAGAAUUACAGAAGAGACAAUCAGGCUCCUAAAGAAACAGUCUUCAAGAUCUGAAGGUAAUGUGAAUUUGGAUAAAAUCAUUCAGAAGAUUUUGAAGCUUAACUACGGCUACGAGAUCCUCAACUCCUUCAUAGACAGUAACGGUUUGGUGUUGAGUUUGCAUUACUCUAAAAAUGAGAGUCAGCUCAUUAAAUUGAUGAACAGAGCACAGAGCAAAAUCAAUACUCUUAAGCAGGACACAGAACUACUUUCAUUGGUGAAUCAGGCGUUAAUUUUGGCUGCAUUGUACAAUGGAAAAUCAAAGGGAAGAAAUAAAGCGGCCAAGAAGAGUGGUAGCCAGUCAGAGACAAUUGUUUUGGAAAGUGAAACCGGCAAAUUGGACUCAAUGCUUCGUAUAUGCAGUAAGCCAUCACCUGCAUUUAGAGAAACAGCAACGGCUAGAAUAGUUCCCUCGUAUUCGGUUGAAAAAUUGGCACUGUAA
Molecule: messenger RNA, 2346 nt
Organism: Brettanomyces nanus
Lineage: Eukaryota; Fungi; Ascomycota; Pichiomycetes; Pichiales; Pichiaceae
Exons: 1
Coding region: 1-2346 (781 amino acids)
Molecular function (GO): protein binding
Source: RefSeq, a predicted model, not a curated record